This is a messenger RNA of Condylura cristata (star-nosed mole), 1404 nucleotides long. It is a transcript of the gene DHRS1, whose product is annotated as dehydrogenase/reductase (SDR family) member 1. The transcript is spliced from 9 exons. The record is from RefSeq and is a predicted model, not a curated record. NCBI's taxonomy places the organism in Eukaryota, Metazoa, Chordata, Mammalia, Eulipotyphla, Talpidae. Bases 245 to 1183 code for a protein of 312 amino acids.
UGGGUGUGUCGCCAGGCCGCCCCGCCUCCAUUGCCAGUCGCGGCUGGGACCCUGAAUCGACCCCGACCCGGUCACUCACUCUCUCGGUGAUUUCCGCGUCGCCCGCUGAGCCCAGGCCACACUUGGGUUUGCACCCUAACUUCUCGCUCUGAGCCAGCCGUGGUCACUUCGUCCCGCCGCUGCGGACGGAUUGACAGUUCUCCUUUCCGAGCUCUGCGAGACUUUCCACGAUCGCUUGUGAAUAAUGGCAGUCCCCAUGAAGGGCCAGGUGUGCGUGGUGACUGGUGCUUCCAGGGGUAUUGGCCGCGGUAUCGCUUUGCAGCUCUGCGAAGCAGGGGCCACAGUUUAUAUCACUGGCCGCCAUAUGGACACGCUGCGAGCCACUGCUCAGGAGGCACAAUCCCGAGGGGGCCGGUGUGUGCCCGUGGUGUGUGAUUCAAGCCAGGAGAGUCAAGUGCAAAGCCUGUUUGAACAGGUCGAUCGAGAACAGCAUGGGCGUCUGGAUGUGCUGGUCAACAACGCCUAUGCUGGGGUCCAGCCUAUCUUCGACAAUUUUAAGAAGGCAUUCUGGGAAUGCCCUGCCUCCAUGUGGGAUGAUAUCAACAAUGUUGGACUCAGAGGCCACUACCUGUGUUCUGUGUAUGGGGCACGGCUGAUGGUACCGGCUGGCCGCGGGCUCAUCGUGGUCAUCUCCUCUGCUGGAGGGCUGCAGUAUUUCUUCAAUGUCCCCUAUGGAGUAGGCAAAGCUGCGUGUGACAGGCUAGCUGCUGACUGUGCCCUGGAGCUGCGGCGUCAUGGGGUCAGCUAUGUGUCCUUGUGGCCAGGGAUGGUGCAGACAGAAACACUGGUGGAGUAUGCAAGGAAGGACAUCAGCGAAGAUUCCAUGUUUAAGAAGUUCAAAUUAGAUCUGCCUUCUGCAGAGACCACAGAAAUGAGUGGCAAAUGUGUGGUGGCUUUGGCAACAGACCCCAACAUCCUGAGCCUCAGUGGGAAGGUGCUGCCAUCCUGUGACCUUGCCCGACGCUAUGGCCUUCGGGAUGUGGAUGGCCGCGCAGUCCAAGACUAUUUUUCUUUGAGGUCUGUUCUCUCCCAUGCCACCAGCCUGGGCUGGCUGGCCUCCUACUUGCCCAGCUUUCUCCGUAUGCCCAAGUGGAUUAUGACCCUCUACUCUGGCAAAUUCUAACUCUCCUGGCCCGACAUCACAGCUGCUAGGUGGAAAAAGGCGCUUCCUGCCUCCUGCGCAGACCCUCGACUAGAAGAGAAGGCCUCCCUGUGUGCCCUGGGCGAGCCCUGGGGCUGGCAUAGAUCCUUCUUUGAGCCUUGGUUUUCUCUAACCCUAAUUUUACUUUCUGCCUUGUUUUGAAUACUACCCAGAGGACUAAUUAAUAAAGAUCUCAUUUCUUC